AUGAAGUUUUGGAAGAAAAAAGACAAGAGCAAGUCAACAAACCCUUUUGACGAUGAAGACUCUACAAGUUUUAGUACCGAAUAUUCUCAGACUCCCACGGCUGUAUCUGAACCAGUCAAGGAGCGUUACCAAGCACCACCCAAGCCGUCAACGGAUAACUCGCGAGACCGUCAAUAUUUGUUUGCAGGUCAUCAAGAUCCCACCAACCGUUUCGAUAGCAAUGGUCAGGAAGACGCUUAUCGUACCAGUAGGUUGAACGAAGGAGAAGAGGAUCAAGAGAUUCAACAAAUUCAGCGACAGAUUCGCAAUGUCAAGCAAGACUCAUUGGCAAGUACUCGGAACGCUUUACAAAAGAUUGGUGAGGCCGAAGCAGCUGCUGCCAACACCAUGAACAUGCUAGGAACUCAAUCAAGUCAAAUUGCUAAUGUGGAUCGUAGUUUGGAUCUAUCCAAAGCAUAUGGUGAUAAAGCCUCAUCGCAAGCGAGCGAACUCAAACAAUUGAAUCGGUCCAUCUUUAUCCCAGUGAUUAAGAACCCGUUUAAUAAAGGAUCUCGAGAACGACGAGAGAUGGAAAAGGUGCAACGAAAUCAUCAAGAGCAUAUGGAAGAACGAGACAAUAUCCGCAGCUUUGAAUACAAGUCAAGUGCACGUAUUGCUGAGGCACAUCGAAAAACAAACACGGAGGAAAAGGAAAGCUUUCAUCGAGGUCGCUCACAAGCAGAUCGGAAUCGAUAUCAAUUUGAGCCGGAUGAAGAAGAUGAUGCGGUGGAAGAUGAGCUGGAUACAAAUUUGGACUUGUUAGGGGAUGCCACCUCAAGGUUACGUACCAUGGCUACUUCCAUGAAUGAAGAAUUGACAAGUCAAAAUCAACAAUUAGACAAGGUGACCAAGAAAGUCGAUCCCAUUAGCGCCAAAUUGGUUUCUGUCACCCAUACAUUAGACUCAACACGAUAA
Mucor mucedo is the source of this 954-nucleotide messenger RNA. RefSeq lists its product as uncharacterized. Lineage: Eukaryota; Fungi; Mucoromycota; Mucoromycetes; Mucorales; Mucoraceae. Gene Ontology annotation, cellular component: SNARE complex; plasma membrane. Bases 1 to 954 code for a protein of 317 amino acids. Gene Ontology annotation, molecular function: SNAP receptor activity; syntaxin binding. The transcript has 2 exons. The record is from RefSeq and is a predicted model, not a curated record. Gene Ontology annotation, biological process: exocytosis; vesicle fusion.